Messenger RNA from Paramuricea clavata, 18295 nucleotides. The record is from the annotation of a GenBank genome assembly. Lineage: Eukaryota; Metazoa; Cnidaria; Anthozoa; Malacalcyonacea; Plexauridae.
AUGAUGUCGAUGAGUUGGUAUGGGGUGGCUGCCGUUAUUUGGUUGUUAUUACCGGUGUUUGCGGAUAAACAAAUACCAAAGAUCACACGGCAUCACGCCCUGAUCGUAUCGUAUGGUAGGACCUUAUGGCUUGACCCACAACAACACUUGAAAAUCGAAGUUCCUGUCAGCUCUGUCAAAUAUCGUUGCGAGGUCAGUGUAGUUCGUGACGACCCUCUUGCGGAGAGAACCGGUUAUUUAACACCGGAUAAAUUUCCCUGUGAAUUUACCAAAGGUGAAGUUCGCUACGUUCAUCUUGGAUCGAAGGCUCCUAGCAAAGAUUUCGUAAAGCUUAGCGUUCGUGUUGAUUCCGCCACAGAGACCAUUCUUCGCCGCGUUGUCCUCGAUAUUACUGUUACCUUUUUACCCAUGGAAAUUGUAAAGAAAAACAACGAUUUAAUCGUAAGCGGUCCUGACAAAAUCUCGACAGGAAUAAAUGACCAAAUAUUGCAGUUUAUGUACGAUACGGAAAGAAUGGAAGCAUGUAGAGUCAUAAUUCUUGACAGGCUUGACUCCGAAAAAGGACUUCCACGCUACGGUCGAUUGCUCAACAUCACCAAAAGCGCGGAUUCAUUCGCUCGUCCAUUAUUUUGCUCAGAUUUCCUGACUGCAGACAUACGCUAUGAACACACUAAAGGGGCACAGUCCCCUAAUAGGGACUAUAUUCCCAUGACAGUCGAAAUUCAUCGUCAGACAGGAGAGAUUGUGAAAGAGUAUUUUCAAGUCGCGGUGCGGAUACUCGGUGCGAGAAAGAAUCAAAGACCUAUGGCAUCUUUCAAGGCUUCAGAGUUUAUGUCUGUGGGCCAAUACGUUACAAAGCUUAUCACCACUGAUGUAUUAGAUGCUGAGGAUGUUGAAACCAACGCAGACUAUCUGAUCUUCAAUAUAACUGAACCACUAGGACCAGGUGAAGGAUGUAUCGUCAGUACUGAUGACCCACAUACACCGAUAACCUCAUUUUAUCGAAAAGAUAUCACAGAUCUUAAAAUUGCUUAUAAACCUCCUUCACAAAUAGCUAACUUGAAAGGACCACUACUGGAAGUUGUUUUUGAAGCAAUUGACACUGAAGCUUUUCAUUCUGAACCAAUUAGACUUCUCAUACAAGUAUCGCCAAGAAAUACCCUGUCACCAAUGGUAACAAAAAAUAAGGAACUUGUGCUCUUUGAAGGACAAUCACGAAUUAUAUCAUCAAAAGAUAACCUUCAAGUUUCAGACAAGGACAACAUUGAUGAUGUAAAGAUUUAUAUUGUUGGUGGCUUGCGGCAUGGUGAAUUGUAUGUGAAUCGAAAAGUUGCAAGGUGGUUUACACCUAGAGACCUUGAUAAUGGAACAAUUAUUUAUCAACAUGAUAAUUCAGAUACUUACAGUGACAAUAUCAUACUGAAUGCCACUGAUGGUAAGCAGUAUGUGGAGUUUGUAUUUGUAAUUAAUAUUAUCCCUGUGGAUGAUGAAAUACCUAUUGUAGUUUGCAAUACAGGACUGGAACUUGAUAAAGGUGGGAGUUCUAUCAUCGAUGAAUAUUCCCUAAGAGCUAGUGACAUUGAUUCAGAUACCAAUAAAUUGUUGUUUCUUGUGGGGUCACAGUUACAACAUGAAAGCUACUUGGAGGAUGAGAUAGGCAAACCAGGCCUGCAAGCCGGUUUUCUAAUGCUUCGACAAAAAGAACGACCUGUUGAUGACCAGAUGUGGAGUAAAUCAGGUUCAUACUGGAUAAAAUCAGAUAUAGACAGUUUUACCCAGGAAGAUAUUCUGCUUCGCAAACUAUAUUAUGUGCAUACUGGAGUUGAAAUAUUUGAGGACAGGUUUUAUUUUCAAUUGGUAGACAGUCUUGAUAAUCCAAAUCAAUCUGGUGUUAAGUUAUUUAAUAUAUUGAUCAAGCAAGUUGAUGUUAACUCUCCACAGGUUGACUCAGAUUGUAGUAUGAAUGCAGAAGUGAAGGAUUCAAGAUUACUAAAACUAACAAGGGAAAUGCUAUGGUUUACAGAUGCAGACUCUGAUGACAUGAAACUACUGUAUACAAUAAAGCAAACACCCUACUUUGUUUCAGGUUCAAAUCAAACAAAGCAAGCAGGCUCUAUUGUUUCAACUGACAAACCAGACAUAAUUUUGUCAACUUUUACUCAGCAACAAUUGCGACACCACAAAGUCUCAUACAAACCACCUUCUAGACUUUAUCGAUACACAGACAUGGAUGUACAAUUCAAAUUUAGUGUAUCUGAUCCAGCUGGCCAUAGUGUGGACAACCAGAUUUUUAGCAUCAGACUGCAUGCUGAGAAAAGGCAAGUCAAUCCUGCAAAGAUCAUUAAGCUGCUUGUUAAUGAAGAUGGGAAGUUGCAUUUCCCAUCAAGGCAUCGGUUAAGAUGGCAACAGUUUGUCAUUGUUGCAUUGCCCACCUAUGGAAUACUAUACAAAAAUGGACAAAGAUUAGAUGUUGAUGGCAUUUUCACUGUUGAUGAUAUCACCAAUCAGAGGCUGUUAUAUGUACAAAGGAAUGCUGAUGGAAAACUUGAUGAAAUACAAAUAAGACAAACUAGUGGUAGAGAGAUGGCCACUUUUCAGAUUCAAGCAGGUAUGUUUGUAAAACAACGUUAUAGAAAAUAUGUCUUCUCACACACUGCUAGGAAGUUAGGAACUGAUGUAACAAAAAUGUGUUCAUCUAACCUACACUGCCUGAUGACAUCCUAAUUUCCUAUUGAGCCUCCAGCAGUGUGUCAGAAAACAUUUAUGUUUCUUUCGUGCCUCAGCCAGUGGAAAAUAACACAUGGCUAUAGAGCCUUUUUUCAAUGAUGAAGUCUUAACUUCACAGUCUGACCUAGUAACCAAAGAUAAGUCAUAAGAUUAUCAUAGUUAUGAAGCCAUUAGGUCUCAGUCAUGAAAACAAACCUAUAUAGCCAUAACAUGUGCAGUAGUUUCUGGAAGGGUCUUUCAUUGUACAGUAUGUCUCAUUUGGUGGUGAAAUAUUAACCUGCCAUAUUGAAAGGCAAUGCCUCAUAUGGUUUAUUACCUCUAGAGAUAAAUAAAAUUGUCUCGCAUUAAGUAAAAUAGAAUACUAAGUGUCGUCUUAUAUAUAAAUAAACAAAAAAUAAAAUGUUUGGGUCCAACUAUCCAAAUAACUCUCAUUAUUUCAAAAAGGUUUUUCCCUAUUUUUAUUUGUUUUGUGUUCAAAUUAAAAAGAGCUAUUUGAUACUUCUUCCUUUGAUACUGGCUCCACUGAAUUGAUACAGGUUUUAUUCACAAGCAAAAACAAUAUACUGUAAUGGCGUGCUGGAGAAUGCACAGUUGCUGUGCAAUACCAGCAGCCCCCAGAAUAGGCAUUAAACCAAGGCAGUGGUUACCAAAAGAAAAUCUGUAGUAAGAAAAUCUGUGCCGCACUGCCACUGUGCUAUGCUUCACAAAUCAGUUGUACUUUUGUCGACUUAAACAAAGACAAGUUCACAAGUUACACUAAGCUGGUCAGCACUCACAUACAGUGUAGUAUACCCACAAUAUAGUUUAGGCAUUUAUAAUAAAUUACCAAAAAUAGUGUUGUGGUUAUGAAACAACAGGCUGGUUAAACAGCCAAGACGAUUGUUAAGUAGUUGAACGCGUUAAGUCGAACUGUUCUUUACUGUACUGUAUGUGGCCAAUAGAAAUUCUUUUUAUGUUAAUAUGAAUACAUAAAAAUUAAAAUGUGUUCUUUAGGGUAAUGUUUACUUUGGUUGGUUAAAAUACACUGAGUGCAUACUGUAGGACAAAAAUGAAUGACAUAACUGGCCGUUCCUUACAAAUACUAAAGGUUUCUUUCUUCGAAAACUUGUGGUGAAGUGAGAAAUUUUCGUUAUUUAAGAAAAGCUUAUUAUGAGACAUGAGUGCAGAUUAAUUGUUUGGAUCUCAUUUUUAUUGGGAAUAUUACAAUAGUCUAUUGCCUACUUGUAUAUAGAAACGACCAGAACAUAUUUUCUAUUUUUGUGUUAAUUAUAACGGUUAGUGGCAGAAAUGCAAGUAUGCAUACCAUCUUAAUUUAAACAGUUAAAGACAAUCCUAAUUACAUUUCUGUAAUUACUGAUUCCUGUAAUUGUUAUUUGUAAAUGUGGUCAUAGCGUGUGUAAUGUCAUUACAAUUUUUUUCGACCAUUAGAAAAAACACAAAGACUAUUUUUCGUAUUGUUAGAGAGCACCCAACCACACUUUUGAGUCACGAAAUGUGAUUUAGAAAACAUCUAGUAUACACUCAGCGUCUUGUGGUAUUUAAGUGAUAAUCACUGCAACAGAACUAUGUUUGUUUUAUAAAUAGCAUAAAUAGCUACGAUUGUCCUUAUGUUUUGAAUGCCUGUGUCGUAGGAUUGUUCUAGAACGUCUUCCUCGCUGUUAGCGAGUUAUUCAAAACUGUUUCUCCAACUGUGUCUAAACGAGCAAUUGAUUUUCUUGCGAAGAAUGAAACUGACACUAUUCAAAUUUUCUGCAAGCCAACUACAGCCAGGUAUAGACGAAGCAUCUAAUCUUGUAUUUGUUCCGCUUGCCGAAACUUUAUUUGGUAGUACGUGCACUAUGUCCACAGCAAAUAUGACAGCUUUUUCUAACAUUUAGACUUGUACACAGUGCAUAUCCGUUUUUACUCUAAACAAUACAGUACUUGUACACAUGCAUAGACCCCUAGCUUAGCACCUCUACUGCAACGCAACAUGUGCAUGUAAGAGUAAAUUAACAUAUAUGUAUGACAUUUAAGAGUUUUGUACAUGACCAACCCCAUCAACGUUGAUCAAAAUCUCAUGAAAAAAGCUGAAAAGAAUGGAUUUCAUAGAUGACAAAGUUCUACGCGAAAUACGUAGAAAGUUUGUGCUGCGAAAAGCUUCUUGAAUAAUUUUCACAGGCACGAUUGCAUAUGGUCAAAUUCCUGCUGUCGUGCUGCUCUCAAAUCUCAAUUUAUGAUUCAUCGUCUAUCUAUGCUUUGUGUUUGGUUGAUAAUAUUCAUUAUAACAAUAAAUAACAUUAAGGUAGAAGAAAUCGCCAAGAUCGUUCUAGUUCUGCAAAUACUACGCCAAAAGCGCAUGGAAAGAGACUGGGGACGAGCCCGCCCAACGAGGUUGAAGUACCUGCAUAUCGAUCAUUAAACAAUCAAAUUUUCGCGGUGCAUUUUGUUAACACGCAGUGUCCAUUAGUUCAAAGCCAAGCUUUUAAAUUUUUGUUAAUCACAAUGCUUACAGUAUUUCCUAGUAGGAAUGUACCUCUAUAGUCGAAAGUCUAUAAAUAGUAUAGCGAAAUAAAACUGUAGAACAGGUUACUACAGUUUUGUUUUAUAAUUCCUAAAAUAAUUUCAAGUCUUAUUUAUAGUGUGUAAAUAAACAGUUACAUUCCGUGCAUAGCUCAUAUUCUAUAUAGACGUGGGCUUUUAAUAAAUAUCGGUAAAUACUGAAGAGAUUUUGUGAUUAAAUUUUAGCCUUUUGUACAUGGUUGUCGGCUUUUGCUUUAUUCUACAAAUGUUAAUUUGACAUUGGAUGUAUUUCUGUUUGAAAAACCUUGAUUAUCUUUCAUUAGGAGGUCUUACUAGUGCUAACUAAUAAUCAAGCAGACACGAGUUUGUCAAGCAGUAUUUUCCAAUUGACACUGAUGCUUAUUGUGUAGGUUAAACAAAGGGUAAGCCAAACCGGAUUUAAUUAUACAAACUCAUAAUAUCAGCAAAUUGGUUCUAUUUACCGAACGAUUUAUCGACUGACGUGGUUUGCUCGGUCGAAGAAAGAGGAUUUAUAUUCUAACGAAACCGUUGAUCUACUCUCUACUCCAGAGAGCCAACAGUAGCUAAUAUCGUUAAUAAAACGUUCCAAGUCCUUUUUAAAACGCAAUCUUCUAAACGCAAAAUAGAGAACCAAGAUUCGAGUUAUUUCGUCUGAAAGUACAUUAUGGUAUACUUUUGCAUCGGCUGAAACAAAUUAAGCGUCUGUUGUAAGUCGCAGCUUUGCAAAAGUUGCAAACUUUAAAGUUACCCAAACUUUAUCCACAAAUUAAGAAACAUAAGUAGAGUGUUGAAAAUUUGAAAGCUACUAAUUAUCCCUAGAUGUAGAGCCUGCGUUCAAGUCUUCGGCGCCCCCGAUCUCCAGUAGAAAUCCCGGUCUGUGACACCGACAACGUAAAGGUACGCAAAGCGUACACAAAUCUGCGCUUAAAAUGCUUUUUUUUUCUCCUUGUUGCAUUUGUCGACUUUCAAUUUUGGUUGUUGUCGCUGUUGUUCUUGUUGAGGUUUCGGUUGUUGGUGGUGCUGCUCAAUUGGUGUCUUGUUCAAAUACUUGUGACUGCCUCGGGGUGUAUUAAAUAGACAGAGUGUUGAUUGGGAUUAGACAGGUCCCUUCUUUUAACAACUGGUUAGUAACAUAGGAAUUCUGCUCAUAAAAAUGCAUUUUCUAAAACGUCUUGGGAUAAUGAAUCUUCACAAAGGAUAUAUUGCAGCUGCAGGGAUUAUUCUAUAUGCUGGAAGACUCUGUCGUUGGUGAUAAGGAUGGCGUAUACGUGUUGUUUCAUUUUUUCCAACCCGCCCUUUUCCUGUAUUGAACCUGGAAGUAGAAUUCUCCAACGGCAACAGCCGUAAAAUACACUUGAAACCCUUUCAAUACAGUCUUACACAUGUUUUUUGUUUGAGGUUUUUUAAUUUGCUGGAGUUGUAAAAUUUCGUUAGAAUAAUUCCUGAUAUAUUGGCUAGUAUCAAGACUACACUACUCAGUAGUAGUUACAAGCAGGUCAAUUGUUAUAUAAUAAAGUCGCAAUAAUCUAGUUCAGACUACAGUAAAUGAAUAAUUAUUUGGAAAUUCACAGCUUUACCAUUUCGAAAUUAGUUCAUUUAUGAAUUUAUCAUAAGAUUCUAGUUUUGGGAAUAAAUUCCUUAUUAUUAUGCUGUAUAUAACAAAAGUUGUUUACUCAAUAAUGCCAUUAGUCAUUACAUUAAUGUUAUAGUUUCAAUAUUUGAAUUUCUUACACAAUGAUUAUAAUAAAUACUAUAUUAUUAUAAACCGUGAGUCUCGGUUGAGAGCCUUGAGAGGUCAAAACAUCAUUUUCGUAAGAUAAUAAACUAUCAUGACAAGAACGACUUGAUCUUUGUAGAAGAGCAUGGAAACUUUCGCGUUUCAACGUUUACUUCUUCAAAUUUUGGUGCAACUUCGUCGAUACUGUACUUUGCAUUUCGAAAAAUUCCACUCCUUCGAAACGCCAUUUUGUUUUACAACCUGUUCGCAGGUUAGAAGCAUAUAUAUAUUAUUUAGUGAUACUAGUUUUAAUGAUAAUGUCCAAGUUCUUGUGGAAACCCGCGCUGAAAGUUUUAUUUAAAAUCACAAACGUUUUCGAGAAGCUAACUGCAAUCCUUGGUCAGAAGGUCUUAUGCAUGCUUAAGUAAAGUAGAAAAUUUCAAUUUUUCCAAAUACAUUUUGCAAUAUUUACCGACCCGAUUUAAUAAGAGUCGUACUCAAGACGUAAAUUCAUCAAAUGAUGCCAUCAAAAACUUAAAAUUUCCUGUUCUGUGGCGAAUUUUAUUCAUCAGCCGACAAUCUUUGUCGGCUUGAUAUAUGAAAAUUUUCGAGCAGUUGGGUUUGAGCAAAUUAGCGGACAAUUAAUUUUGACAAUAUGAAACAUAACUCAAAAAAAUUCUUCGGUGCCCGGUCCCCUGUCGCAAUUUGGAAGCUUCAAGUGAAGCGGGCAAGUUUGGACCACGCAGGGCUAACUGCAAUUUUUUUUAGCUACCUGCAAAAAAAACUAAAUAUACAGGCAUGCCAUGAUCCAUAUAAUAGCCAAAUAUGAGUAUUUUGUUUCAGUCAUAUUUGUUGUCAAAUUGCUUCAAUAAACAUUCCUUUAAGUUAAGCCCUGGUUAAACGAGAAUGAGAGUUAAUGAGAGUUAACAGGCGAGAGUUUGCAUGAACCAUGAGAGAACAAGAGUUGCAUAAGUUGUCGAGAGUUGACUGGAUAUCACUCUUGCCAUCUCUAAUCAGAUAGCAGCAGAUAAAAUGAUCUGAAGCAGAUAAAAGUUACGAGAGUGCAUGAGAGUUGAUGAGAAUGGCGGUCAAACGGGAAACUCUCAUCAUCUGUCAUGCAUCAAAUUUCAUUUGACCAGGCUUUAAUUUGUAUAAAAAAUGUGUCAAUUAUACAUACCACACGUACGGACUAGUGACUCCCACUUUACAAAUUGGCACAGUUCUUGGUAUGUAUGACAUUUAAAAUUAUCGUUUUUUUACUUCCUGCUCUAAUGACUAUUUACCCCCCCCCGAAGGAAAGUGCCUCUGAAUAAUAUCCUCUUAAAGCUUUUCUUUUGAAGACUUAAUAUAGUAUAAUAAGUUUGCAAUUAAUCGAAAUGGGCGGGGAAACCUAAUUUGUUUGGUGAGAUCGCUGAUUCACUGGUUGAGAUACUCUAGUGUUACUUUGCUAUAUUUAGCAGCAUCAAGGAAGAUACAUUGUUUGACUCAUAGAAAUUUCAGAUGCUAUCUGCUCUGUUAUCAGUGAUUGCCAUUACCUCAGAACAAAAGACAUUGUUAAUUUCGAACAUGAUGGAAAACGAUGUUUAGAAAUUAUAAUUGAGAAUUUGAAUAUCUUGUUGGUGUAAUUAUAGUUAAUGGUUAACACAAUUUAGAAUAAUAUAAUUGAUAUAUAUGCUUUUAUAUCGUUUAUGUUAUUUGAAUAUGAUAGCUUCGAUAUUUGUAAUUUGUUAUUUAUCCGAAUAGAGCAUGAAAAAGUUGAUAAAUCAUUGUUCAUGCAGUGAUAGUUUGUGUUUUAGUUUGUUUUCAUUGUUCCCUUGAUUUAAAUACAAUAGCUCCAAUGUGCAUAGGCCAUGGCGAGUUUGGAUUGUUCAGAUUGCAGUUAUUUGGAGAAAAUUAUGCAUGUCAAUAUAAUAGCCUGUUAAUACUGAAAAAAUAAACCCAUUAAACACAUAAAGCCUAUAACUGCGCAGGAAACACGUUUGAUUCAACGAAAGAAUAUUUCUAAGGUUAUUUGGGGGGAAAUCGUCUUUCCAAUAUGCGAAGUUUUAAAAUUAUUAUGAAAUUAUAUGAACAUAAAGAAUUAUUCUAUGGUAUUAAUAAUCAACUACAUUAUAACAUUUUUGGUUAUUAGCUUACAUGUAGUUAAUAUGACACAUAUUUAUAACACCUUGUCUAAUUCAUAUGUUGAAAUUCAUUUGAAUCCACGUCCAGGGUGUGGAUAAAAGACGGAUUCGGACGCAGCUGGCGGGCGUGGAAGCGGAUUGGUGAUGGCGGAAGCGGACUGGUGAUUUCAUGUAUUUUGUUAAAAUAUAGUAUUUGUUCAGGGGCUCAAGCUUAAUGAACGCAUUUCUUUUUAUAGUGUAAAACGUUUUCUAUAUAAUAAGAGACAGUUCAUUUUUCACAUGUGAGGACUGGUUCAGUGAAACACAGUAACAGUAAUGUUAUGUCUUAGGGUUUACUAGUUUUAUAGCUCAAAUUCGCUUGCAAAAUAUGUGUUUACUUUCCCGCUCUGGCUCUCUCAACGAAUGCCUCCCACGAGGCUUACCGGAAGUGACGUAACACUACAAGUAACAGUAACAAUACAAGUAACAGUAACAGUAACAGUAACAAUAACAAUAACAAUAACAAUAAUAAUAAUAUAACGAUUUAUUGACAAUACAUCCACAGAGUGGCUUUUCGCUUACCAACAUAUACAAAUACAAUUAAAUUAUAUACAAACUAUAUACGAAUACUACUACUAAAUUUAAAAUAUGUUAUAGUCGUUAUAGGCGUAUCGCAUUUUUAAUCUGGCCAGCUCCCGCUGGCUGAGGCGCGAAAGAAGCGUUUUCUAACACACUGCUGGAACUCCGAUAGAAAUUAUGUGUUAUCGGGUGGUGCAGGUUAAAUGGGCAUAUUUUUGUUGUUUCUAACCGUAGCUUGACAUAAGUCCCACAGGCCCACCCUUCCUUAUUAAGAAAAGUUAGAACGGACAGGUUAGGUUAUGUUGUGCUAUAAAUAAAUGUCAAGCUUGCGGCUGGUGCUGCAGCAGCUUCCAGCGGCGUGCGAGAAGGUAAUAUUGUUUUCCUCCUUUUAGCCUCAAAGCCAAGAGACAGAAAUGCAAAUACUCGCGCAAAGAAUCAGCCUCCGACUUUAGUCAAAGUGUCUUCCAUCAAUGUGGAAGAAGCUGGGUCGGCUAUUAUUACCAGUCAGGAAUUACAAGCUACAGACCCUGAUACUGAUGACUUGAAAUUAUUUUUCAUGGUAAACGCUUUCCCGAGGCGAGGUGAACUUUUGGUGAAUGGCAGUGUGGUGAACAAUUUUACUCAGUCAGAUGUUAUCAACAAUCUGGUUGUUUAUAGACAUGACGUGGAGGAGAUUGGCGUGAAAGAGGCACACGAUUUCUUUAAUCUGACGUUGUCUGAUGAUCCACAAGGACACAUAAUGGGCGAAUCUCGCAGAAUAGGUAAUAUUAUGAUUUUUUUCUGUGUUGGUGUUGUGUCCUCAGAUGAAUAUGAUGUUUGUGAUGUUACUCUGAGUCAGGCCUCGAAUUUCCCUGAAAUCAAUCGACGGCAAUGGCGUUAAAAAUUGCCGUAGAACGUAACAGCUGUCUACGGCAAUUUUGGCAUUUUCCACGGCAUUUUUCAAAUUACUGUAAUAAAACUUUAAUUUUAUUGUUACUUUGGAUUUUUGACAAGCUAGAAACAUGUCCACGUAUUUCUUUACUGUUUUUAGUUCGAAGAAAACUGAGGCUAAAAUAGUGAUUUACGCAUGAUUUGAUCAACAUCUGAAUUCAAGUAUCAAAAUAGUAAUGCACAGUGAAUAGUAUAAAAAUUGCACUAUACAUACGGAAAAAAAUUGCCGUCGUUGCAGCAAUGAUCCACGGCAUUUUGUUCUCCCUCUACGGCAAUUGCCGCGAUUGCUGCGAUAAAAUUCGAGCCCUGCUCUGAGUGUAUAUUCACACCGGGCGAGCUUGAAAAAUAUGCCCGGCCACGGUGGGAAUCGAACCUACGACCUUUGGACAUUGUCAUUCUUUUUUCUCCCCAAAUUAAUUUCAAUGAUGGUAAUCACUGCCGCUUUAUAGAAUACUUCGGGACUCUCAGUUUGACGAAAUAUAAAUAUAAUACCAUGUAUUCCCUUUGGAAAUUAAAUGUUAAAAAUACCAAAGUUCGUGGUAGUUUUGGCAAACACAUUUCAAAGGCUAUAAUUUGACUUGGAUGGAUUGUUUUCAAUCUUAAAGCCUUACACUUUGCUUUGAACAGCAGAAACACUAAACAAUUGUUUAUUAGCCUGGUAAAUAGUGGUAAUGCAUAAAAUGUACAGUAAUGGAAUAUUAUGGCGGCUAAUUUUCGAAUCUUUUUUUUUCUUCCAUUUGCAAAUAUCCUGAUUUAUAGUAUAUAUUCAGAUCAUCCGUCGCGACACAUAAUAAUUUUGCCUGGCGGACUAUCCGUGUAAACAAGACGUACAAUCUAGUCCAGUAUUAGAUAGGACAGUCCGAUCUUUAUUGGCAAUGGUUCGGAGAGCAAAUUGUGCCUAGUAAAGUAUUUCCGUCAAGACUAUAACUUCUGAGUUUGUCUGAGUAAACGUUUUGACGGCUGAUCGUUUGCUGUUUGUUAUAUAUAAAUUAUCAGGCGAACUAUCAUCUCUUUGCCCAUGCAGGUUUGUUCUCUUGCCAGUUGACUCGAUAUCUCAAUGGGAAGAGCAUCAGCCCGGUUCGUUUAAUAUUAAGGUUCGAAUCCAGCUUCAGUAAACUGUUCGUUUUAUAACUGAUUUUAUGAACAGUUUUAACCAACUUAGAUCAGAAUCAAAAUAACAUUAACUAAUUAAAAAUCCUGGAUAUUGUAAGUGAUCAUAAUUUUUUUAUUUUAUACUUUUAGGUUUUACAUUUCACGUCCGAAUUUCCCCUGUGGACGACAAAGAACCAGUGAUUAAAAUUAACGACCGUCUUGAAGUAUGGGAAGGAGAAAAGGCGACUGUAGCGACGAGUAAUUUGAUGGUUACCGAUGCUGAUACAAUUCCUGAUGAUAUCACAUGUCGUAUUGAUGCCUCACCUUUGCAGGGAUUCUUAGAAAACAUUGCACCAUCAAAAGGAAUGGAGCAAUCUCAAGUAGGCAUUCCUAUAAUGUCGUUUACUGUACGCGACCUGCUGUCACAGAGAAUUAACUACGUUCAAAACAACCACAUUCGUAACGAACCAAAAAUAGAUCUUUUCGCUUUGUCUUGUUCUGAUGGUUUAAAGAACUCUCAGCGCCAUAUGAUGAUCAUUGAUAUUCACGGCAGAAACGAUGAAAUCCCCAAACUAUUUCUCACUAAUUUUCAAGUUGAAGAAGGGAAAUCUAUGACCAUUGACUCAGUUUUGUUGGAUGUCAACGAUCGCGAUAUACCUAAAGAUAAUUUGACUAUAAAAUUACUGAAGCCACCAAAACAUGGCGUUGUUGUGGAUCGUUCCAAGUCCCCGUCUCAGUUGAUCACCAGUUUUCCAUUUACUAAAAUUAAACAGUAUGUUAUCACAUACAAUCAUGAUGGUACGGAGACCACUGAAGAUGUCUUACAGUUUGCUGUCACGGAUGGAGUACACGAGGUGAGAAAAGAUGUCAUUGUAAACAUUCUUCCGAUGGACGACGAAACUCCACGACUCGUUACGAACACUGGCCUGGGUCUUACGACCAUUGGCGAAACACGUAUGAUCUCUUCGCGUGCACUGCGCGCUGAAGAUGUUGAUUCUCCAAAUGAGAAUUUGACAUAUAUAAUUCGGAGUGUCCCGUCACUAGCACAACUGACGCGUUAUGAACGUACCGGACAGGCUUAUAACUUGAGCCGAGGUUCGACGUUUACUCAAAGUGAUAUUGAUCACGGUAUGGUCUUCUAUACCGACCUCUCAGUCGUUGCAGUCACGCGAAUGGAAAUUCGCUUUGAUGUUACAGACGGCAGGAAUUCCUUGGUGAACCAGGUGUUCUAUAUUUAUAUGAAACCUGAAGAUAAAGUUUAUCCGAUUGUUGUGAGUAAAGGUACAGUAUUGUGCAAUUUUGUUCGUAUGUCAUCAUGUUAUUUUCGUUUAUUCAAAUGCCCAGAAAAAUCGUUUUUGUGUGAGCAUCAGUAAGUGUGUCUGUGUUUGUGUUACUCUUUGAGAAGCGCGAAGUAUUACCUCUAAAGAAAUAUUUUCCUGUGUUCAUAAUAGCAAUAUAAACAUUUAUUUUUCUCAAGGUGUUCAUUUGAAGAAAGGUGCAUCGGUUACACUCAGUACUGACAUUAUUACAAGUACAGAUCCUGAUAGCCCGGAUACGAAACUCGAAUAUUACAUCACCAAACCACCGUCGAAGGGUAUCAUUACGAUGGCUGAAGAACCAAGUAUCCCUAUAAGCCAAUUCAGCCAACUUCAUUUGGCUGGUCAUAAAGUCAAAUACGUUCACACUAGCCAGGAUGGCAGCAACUUGGACAGUUUUCAGUUUGAAGUGAGUGAUGGCCGACAUCAGGUGAUGAGGAAAUUCCAUAUUUCACUUCUUGAUGGUGAUAAUACACGUACUGUGGUAAAAUAUAGCAGGUUGACUGUUCCCGAAGGGAACACGAAGGAUAUAACAUUGUUUGAACUGAAGGCGGAAGACCCUGAUAAUACGCCUGAUACACUCGUUUUCUCAAUUACCCAGAUCCCAGUGAAUGGAUUUAUCAUGAAACUUGGUAAACCGACCAUGAUGUUUACUCAGCGCGAUAUUGAUAACAAUUUUAUUAGUUAUCAACAUGAUGGUACAGACACUACACAUGAUUCAUUUUCAUUCACUGUAUCGGAUGGCACUCAUCUAGAUUACUACGUUUACCCGGAUUCAAAGACAUUAACAAGACGACCUCAGACGAUUGAAAUUGAUAUACAAGCAAUAGAUAAUAAAACACCUCAGAUCAUUGUGAAUCGUGGUGGAACAACCCUGGAGCCAGUUCCUGGAGGGGGGUUGGGCCUGUGUCUAUCUAGUGAUCUCUUGAAGGCGUUUGAUCCAGAUAGCAAUAAUACACAGGUGACAUACUUAAUUUCCAGUCCCUUUAACUUUGGCACAUUGAUCAAUAUUGCUAGAAGUAACGAAAGCCUCACAGAGUUCAGACAGAGUGAUAUUGAUGAGAAUCUCAUAUACUUCAUGUUAAAUAAUAAGAAUGACAUGAAUGCAACUUCAGAUCGAUUUUACUUUGACUUAACGGACCCUGGUAUGAACGAAUUACCGAACCAGAGGUUCUCGCUGCAUUGGGCGCGUAUAUCGCUGGAUCGAAUUGUCUACAAAGUGUCCGAAGUACACCGUUCAGUUGUCAUAACCUUGACCAGAAAUGGAUUUUUGGGCGAGUCUUCGUUCAUCGGAAUUAGGACUAUUGAUGGGUCAGCGAGAAUAAAUGAAGAUUUUGUUCCAAAUUCUGCUGAGCAAGUACAGUUUAAUCCAGGAGAAAGAUAUAAAACGUGGGUGAUUCUCCUUGUUGAUGACAAGCUGUACGAAGGAACAGAGCAGUUCACUGUCCAAAUUCAUUCCCCUGUUAUGGCCAUUAUAAGUGGACGUCGAGAAGCAAAGAUAACUAUAACAGAUUCAGAAGACAGUAAGUGAAACUUUAAAGGGAAUAUGAUACAGAGUUUAAGGUUAAUGUAAUUAAACUUUCAGUAGGAAUAAGUAAACUUUUAAUUAGCCUGAUAAAACAGACGACCUUUCACUCACUCAGGGAGCGAAAGAGUCUCUUUCGCUUAGGGGCGUGAGUUUUCGGUCGUCUGUUUUAUCAGGCUAACUUUGAAUAUGAUAUAGCAUAACAUUUGAAGAUUUUCCAUAUCCUUUUUCAUUUUCGAGGUAUUGAGGUUGGUUUAGUAUGCAAAUAACACAGCUUUCUAUACGUCACAUUGCAUGUAUAAUGAGUUUCUAAAUGAUCAGAAAUGAAAAAUUUCAAUCACUAAUAUCGGUAUUCGAGGUAUCUCUGGCAAAACGUGCCCAAAAAUAAAAAAAUUCCAAUUUUACGAUACCUCAUUUGCAGUGUGAUGUUUAGUGUUGAGUAAUUUGCAUUUCAAACCAAUAUUAAUACCUCGAGAGUAAAAAGAGAUGUGGAAAAUCCUUAAAGAAUGUUGUAAUAUCAUGUUAACGAUUUUUCCAAUGAAACUAUAAUAUUUAGAACACAAACAGUACCAUAUGUCCUCUAAAUUAUUUAACGGUUUUUUUCUGAAAAGUACCUAUAAAUUUCAAGCGAAUACUUUUCGUCAAGGUGUUACCACCAAGUGUCCUACUACUGCUAAUCGAGAUUGAACUUAACUGAGCAUGCACAAAAUGUACAUGUUAGCGUUCUCCGAAUAUUAACGAGACGAGCUACAAAUUUAUUUUAGGAUAUACUAAGAAUAAUGUAUAGUUUAAUUUUAAAACCUCAAAGUAGAAAAAGAGCAUUACUAUCCUUUGGACCAAAUAAUAGGUCUCUUAGAAAUGGCGGCAUUCUGUUGUUUACCUUUGUUUCAAUGACAAUGGCUUCUGAACCAUUACACAAUGUGUAGCGCUGUUUACUUUCCAGAUCUGUGCGGAAAUGCUUCAUUAAACAAAAUUUCAAUUAUUAUCUUAAUAAUGAAAGAACCAAUGAAUUACUGAAACCACUAUUCAGGGUAGCUCUUUCAGAUGCAAAAUUUAUCAAUAGGGGCACUAAUAUAACUAAUGAACCAUGGGAAAAAAUCUUAAAAGUUACGCUACAGUUUCGAUCAAGAGUAACCGUGAUGGAAAUAAAAAUUAACUUAUUCUUAUUUGAAAGAACUUUUAAAGUUAUAUAUAUGAAGAUCCUUAACAACUUUUUCGUACCUUGCUUGGUUUUCGAAAUAUUUUGACCAAAAACAGUGUGCAGUCCGCCAUCUUGGUUUUAUUAUUGACCUAAUUAACUGAGUUUUUUGUGACGUCACAAGCAGGUAAACUUGUUUUAAACUUCUUCAUGUGGGACUAAAUUUCUUCGAAAAGUUUCUUAAAAUAUUGUGAGUUAAUUGAGUACUAAAAAGACUUCGGAAAAUCGAGUUUCAUAUUGAUAAUGAAAUGUGGUUUGCAAGAUAAAAAUUUUGCUUUUUACCCUACUUGUGACGUAUGCAUAUCGAAUGCAUAUCCAAGAUGGCGGAAUGUACGCUGCUUUGAUCAAAAUAAGUCGAUUUUUUUUCGAAAACCAAGCAAGAUACGGAAUAAUUGUAAAGGAAGUUUAUAUAUAAUUUUAAGUGUUCUUUCAAAUAAGACAAUUUAAUUUAUAUUGCCAUAUCCCUUUAGUAUUAACGAAAUAAUACGCACUUUAGAGAUUUCCACGCACUGGGGGGCGGGAAAGAACGAAAAAUGUAUCGUAAUUGCUGUUAAUUUUCGCACGUCUUACUUUUAUCUAAUUCUCUCGUCUAUAGGAUCUGUUAUUUCUGUAUCUAAACUGAACUACUAUGUUGAAGAAUCUUCUGGAUUGGCAAACAUAGAGCUGUACCGUCAUGGCGAUAUAUCGAAACAGGAUCAAAUUUGGUGUGUUACUCGCUCAGGUUCGUGAUAUGCUGUGACAGGCAGUAAUGCUGAAAUUGCCAUUUCAGAGCAUACAAGGCUUACACGUUUUUAUCAGUCUUUACUAUGUUUCGAUAUGAAUCCAUAAAGAGAUUUAUAUAUCUUAGAAGUGACAUUUAUAUCCCUUUAAAUUAUUUGUCUGGCAUAAUGUCGUCCACGGUAUUUAAUUGCUUUAAGCAAUUUGGAAAGAGCAACCGUACUAGGUUAAAUACUGAACAGUACACAUUUUAAUACAGCCAUGGCAUGAAGUUGUACGUGACCGUGGUGGUAACUUUAUGAUUCUGUAUUUCUGUUGUCUUGUGUCUUAGGUACUGCUUCGGGCACAUAUGAACCUGGCAUUCAGUCCUAUUCUGAUUUCAUAAGCAAGUCGAAAGACAAAAGGAAUGUUCUAGUAUUUAGACAGGUAAAUUAGGCCGCGAAAAUACGCGUGUUUUUUUAUUAUACCAUCAAUACUGUAUUGUUCUUUGUUGUAUUGUAUUUAUGUACCGCUUUAUAUAUAGAGAAUAAUACAUGGGUGCGCGGAAAUACCAGAUUUAUUUCGAGUUGCGCUCACUCGUGAGAUAUCAUGUUCAAUAUGAGAAAUAAAUCUGAUAUUUCCAAGCAUCCAUGUAUUUUUCUGUUUAUUAUAUAACGGACAGUCUUUGAAAAGCGAUAAUUUUUACAGAAAAGCGAUAAUUGAAAAGCGAUAAUUGAAAAACAAUAAAACAUCCGUGGCAAUGCGUUUUACAACAAGUUCUCUGAUUGGUCAAACAUAUUUCCUACGCGCUUUUUGAUUGGCUUGCAAAGUGAUAUUUUCACACGUAAAAAUAUCGUGGCCAAAAACUCUAUAUAACACUUAUGUUUAUAUAAUAAAUACCUGUACUAAAUUUAUUGUGUUACACUGUGGCGUACGGUUAUGGGCACACCAGUCUCCUCGUAUAGUAACACUGGAUCAAUAAUAAUGGCCCGUGAAGUGCUAUAAAUAUAAGAGGGGUUCAUAUUUGACUUCCACUACCGCUGCGUUUCAUACAUCCGAUUUCAUUAUCCAAUCACGCAGAUGGGUACUAAGCCAGUGAGAGGUAGCGGUAGUGAAAAUUAUAAUCUGGACCUCUCUAUGUCAUGUUGUCUUUGAAACUUUGUGUCAAAGUAUGUUUCAGGUAAAAACAAACAAACUGCUUUCUUGCAGGGCGAAAGGGUGAAAAAUUGUUCUGUACAGUUAGUAGAUGAUUCACUCUACGAGGAAGAUGAGGAUUUCUCAGUUUAUAUUAUACCAAGUGUCGAUUAUACUGUUGUCAGUUCCAAGUACAACAGAUCUCUUGUCAUUAUUAAAUCUGACGUAAAUGAUGGUAAGUAUAUGAUUUUAUAAAAUACCAUUACAUGCCGAUAACUUCAUAAAAUAGUGAACAAAACAGACUUCAAAUAAAAGUUGGACCUUGAAUGAAUGAAUCUAAAUGUUUGAGAGAAAAAACGACCAACGUUUCGAAAUGAUAUUACGAAUUCAUGGUAUAAAUUCACCUGCAUCAACCCCGUCGUUCAUGACAACAUAACUUUUCAUAUACAUUGAUAUUUAAGCAGAAAGUCAACACGAAUGAUUGAACUUGUUUAUGAGCCUUUGAUUUUGACAUUUUUUUUGUAUUUCCAGUCACCACAUCAGUUUAUAUGUUUUUUUAUUAUAGUUGUGCAAUAUUCUGCUAUAAUUUCUCUUCUUAUUCAGAACCACGAGUCUAUUUCGACAAAACGAGGUACAUGGUGGAUGAAAAUACUGAUAUUUGUCAAGUUACUGUGAAAAGAGCUGGCAGUGAUCUCACUAGACCUUCCUCGGUAAUAAUCAGGUCAAAGAAAACAAAUCCAGUAUCUGCAAAAGGUA